Messenger RNA from Penicillium riverlandense, 1851 nucleotides. RefSeq lists its product as uncharacterized. The transcript is spliced from 3 exons. Bases 1 to 1851 code for a protein of 616 amino acids. The record is from RefSeq and is a predicted model, not a curated record. NCBI's taxonomy places the organism in Eukaryota, Fungi, Ascomycota, Eurotiomycetes, Eurotiales, Aspergillaceae.
AUGGCAUACGAUGAGCCUCCCGAUCCAUACCAGGACCACCACCAGCAUCCACCCGCUCCUCCAUAUCCCUCGCAGUAUGCGCCCGAUCAAAUCGACAUGCCCCAUCCCCAGGUGCCGCCGCCCGCAGCGCCGCAUCCCGGCAGCAUCAAUGAGGCCGUCAGCUCCGCUGUUCACCAGGCCGACACCUCAUCCUACCUGUCCCCUGAGGUCCUGACUCAGAUCACGGCGACAGUGAUCCAGCAACUGAAAGCCACCGGCCUGGAAAACUUCCAACCAUCCCCUUCUCGAUCGCAGUCCCAACCGCCGCCGCCACAGCAGCAGCAGCCACCACCACCACCACCACCGACAUGGCCGUCAGCAGAGCCAAGUUCGCUACGUACACAGCCAGAUUCGCCUCAUUCGAUGGCUUCACCGUCAGUUCACCAUAGCCAUGCUGACACACAGUACAAUCCCUACCCACCACCAUCGGGGUAUGCGAGCGACGUCCGUCCCAGUCCUAAGCAGUCGCCCGACCCUUUAGCAGAUCGACGCAACUCGCUUUCCAGCCAGGGCAGUGCGCGUAGCGCGAAGACGGAUUAUCGCCCGAAACCGCCCGACAGGGACGCGACUGCCAUCGAAAUGACUACACUUGAGAAAAUCUGGGGGAAAUUGUUUGAGGAUGGGAAGCCGACGAAGAGAUUGGGGCAGUUUUUGAGGGGAAUUGCUAUGCAUUUGAUCGAGGACUAUCCACCCGGAAAUACUCUUGUCGUUGUCCCGGACAAGUUGCAGAAGUUCUACAAAGACACUCAUGUUUCGUGGGAUACUUAUCCGUGGCAGGACAUUUUUGAUGACCGCACAUCCUCCAUCUCCCGACUGUUUCGUGUGGUCCAAGCAGAGCACUGUUUGGUACAGGCGCCAAACAAAUUCAACGAACGACCCGACAUCCCAGGCCUCACACCAAGGGGAUUCGAGAAAUGGCUUACUCUCAUGAUCCUAGCCAACCCAGAUCGCGAGUACGAGCGCCUCCAAAAGGCUGUGCUGAACAUGCCCAUCAACAACCCGGACGACAAGAAAGAACGCUUCCCCAAGGAAAUCCCCCGCCAGCUCUUCCCCAAGGUGGGUAAUUUGGACCUCCGAGAAGAGACCGAGGAAUACAUCAUUAAGCACUGCGGCGUCGACCUGCCUCAUAUCACGGAAGAAGAACGGUCCAAGGCUGCCUCGAAGUCAUCCCCCACCCCAACCCCAGCGUCUGCACCCUCCAUGGAACGAAUGCCAUCAUACGAACGAGGCCGCCCCCCGCCCUCCGCAUCGUCAUCCUCCGCCGUCCUCGACGACGAAGACGAAACCAUCUCCCCGGCCCCAAUCGAACGCGAACGAAAACCCUAUAGCGUCCAGCCGGGUAGCGGAAAAGUCUACGACGAUUUCCAAUCCCCGCGCAACUCCACGGGUUCCUUCUCGACGACCUCUCGCCCAGACACGAUAGGCCGAUCCGAGCUGUACGACCGAGACCGAGAUCCGCUCUACGCGCGCUCGGGCUCCGUCCAAACCCAACCUCCCUCCGCACACCGGAUCCCAGCACACCACGGCCGCUCCCGUAGUUCUUCUCGCAGUGUCAAUCAUCCCAGCGAGUAUCGUCGCUCGGAGGGUGACCUCCUCGGCCGGGAUGGUCAUAUCCCCCGCUACGCCGGCGUCUCCGCGGGAGGCGACCUCUACUCGGAAUCCCCGUCGUCGACCCUCCCUUUUGACUCGGGGGCUCAUUCCCGAGAUCAUUUGUCCUCGCACCGUGGAAGUCGUGCUGGCGAAGACGAAUACUAUCGCGGUAUGCUCGGUGGGCAAGGCGGCGGCCCGGUUCAUGAGAGAUAUUAUCGUUAA